UUCAACUCUGGCUGGCUGGCGCUUGCCGCUCCGUUGGGCUGCGGCCACGGGUGACGGCCAACAGCCGGUGCUGCGCCAAAAUGGCCACUGCAGCUGUGCCGCCUGCAGUGACGCACCGAGCUGCCCAGUGCGCAGCGUGGGCUGAUCUCGGCCGACCGGCUGCCCCACGGAUCCUCUCCCCAGCGUGACUGCCAACACAAAUACACACACGAACACGGCUCCCUGUGCGCCGAGCCGGAUCCGCCAGUUGAGCUCGGGCCUGGUCGGGCACGAGCGGGCAAUCACUGUCCGACGGCCGUGUGAGCGGGUGACGGCCGGUGCUGGCGGGCACCCUGUGGUACUUCAGGGCAGCAGAGACACCUCUGACCCACUGAACACUCAGACCGACAGGCAUGGCGCAGCGACCGGCGAGACGCAUCUGCCUGCUUUACUUAGGAGUCGUGAUGGCGUCUGCGGUGGUCGAAGCUGACCCAGCCUCCUCUGAACUGACCAAGUGUCAGUUCAGUAGAAAGGAGCUGCAUACUACCGUCAGAUCUGCGGCUGUGACGGCGCUCACCGGCAUCUGUGACCCAGUGGAGAUGGAGGCACGUCUCACUGGGAUGGAGCAGCGCCUGAAACACCAGAUAGAGGAGCUCAAAGAAACACUCACCAAGCUCUUCAUUGACGGCGUUGCAUACGACUACGAUGACGGCGAUGUGCCAUUGGAGCAGCACCCGUACACCGGAGCCGCCAGUUCCCAGGCCGCCUCCGAAACGGCCUCCAGAACCGUCAUCGGCACUGCGGGCUCCGCCGAACGCCGCUCCGGCACCGAACGUGUUGGAAGUGGUGCCACACUUCGUCAGCAUGGCGGCUUCGAGGCGUACAAUGAAAUAAAAACUGCCGCCGACAAUAGCAGGACGUCGUCUGUGACCAGAGCUGAAUUAGAGCGUCGGACCGCCUCGUCUGUCACGGCAGGAACGACAGCGGUAGCUGGAGCCCAUUCUGCGGCAGGUGCAGCUCACAGGGCUCAGUCGACAGGUGCUGGAGCCGCUGGGACACAGGCGGACGGAUCCAGAUCCGGGACCUCCCAUAGCUACACACACAGGUGGACCAGUUCGUCACGAUCCCAAAACUCUUCCCAGGGUUCAGAUGGGACUGUCGUUGGCGCCGAACAGGCCACAGGAAGCUCCGAUGGCAGGUCUGGGAGUGGAACCUCUCAAGAGCAGGCUCUCACGCGUGGUGCUUCCGUAAGCUACACUGCCGCAGCGGUCGAGGAGGGGGUGGUGGAAACAGGCGCAACGCAUAGUGCGGGAUCCCGGAGGUCCUCCUCGCACGCUCACUCACACAGAUGGAGCGCGUCUUCCGGAGGGGCGUCUCGUGAGAAUCAAACUAGUGACGAAGCCUCCCAGGGUGGUCUAAGAUCCUCGCAGGAGGUCGGUGUCGAGGGGGAGGCAGGACAGCACCGUGGGGCGUCCUCUCACCGGUACUCGUACGAGAGAACAGCUUCUUCCACUUCACGAGGGGUGUCAGGGUCAGCUGCUGCUGGCUCCCAAGAGGCCAGAGCUAUUGGUGCUGCUGAUUCUUCCCAGAGAAGAGAUUCGCAGGACUACGAUAGAUCCGCUGAAGGUCGUAACUAUUUGUACGAGAGAACUGCAUCCGCAUCCCAUUCGUCAUCAGGUGUCACUGCUGGUGAAAGGGAACAGAAAGCCAGGGCAAUAGGCGACACUUCCGAGUACGGAGGUGAUCAAGACGCGCAGCGCUACGGGUCAGCCAGAUCAGAAUCUCGUCAUCAUAACUACGAGAGGAGGACCUCCUCGCGGGGAUCUGCCGAAGACGCUACCCGGAGACAAUCCCAAGCAUCAAGAGCCAUCGAUGGUACGGAGAACUCACACACCGGCACAAGGCACUCCAGCGGCCAUCGCUCCUCAUCCCAGCACUACGCUCAGGGGAGAAGCAGCUCUUCACGGAGCUCCUCCGCGGAAGCAGGCGAGACGCCGUACGUGGAUUUCGGGCCCGGCGGCGGCCCCGAGCAGCAGAGCUGGUUCCCCGGCACCUCCCGUACCACGGCCGGCACCGGUGUGCCCGACCUGGCCACCGCCUCCACGGCUCGCACCGGCGGCUUCGGCUUCGGCGCCGUCGGCGAGCCGCUGGAGGAGGGGGCGCUGAGGUCCUCCGUGGCGCGCGCCCGCGCCGGAGGCUCACAGGCCAGCAGCGGUGACGGGACGGUGGUGUUCAGGGACGGACAGACGUACGCCACAUCACAGGAGGCCCGCCGGCCGGGAAGCGUCGCCGGAGGGGACAGCAGCCAGUACGCCACCUACAACGCGUCCUGGUCGUCCUCGGGGGAGCGCCAGGUGACUGCGUACGACGCCAGCAGCGCCAGCAGACCCGAGGGCACCCAGGUGCGGUUCAUGGCCUCCUACACGCCGACACAGAGCCCCGGCGGGUACACUGCCUUCACGGGUCAGCAGAGUGGCGGCGGGUCCGGCUGGCACCGGUCGCGUCACUCCCGCGGCCGCUCGCGCUCGGCCCGACGCCGAGCCAUGGCGCGUCGCCGAGCCACCGACACUGUUAGUUCCGUCACUGGCGGAGAGAGCGCGCCACUGUCGCGCUACCUCGAGAUCGGCCAGUACAACGACACCGUGUAUGAAGCCGAGGACGGCAAACAGCGCUACUCCUACUACUGGGAGAUCAAUGACUUCCGCACGAUGAUGGCGACAUGGGAGAACCACCACUCGCUGCGCAGCCCCAGUUUCUACGUGUUCCGAGGCGGCUACAGGAUGUACAUCAGGGUGUUCCCGAGUCGCCAGGGAGGCAACGUGUACCUGCACACGGGCCUGACCCAGGGAGAGUACGACGACCAGCUGCAGUGGCCGUUCGAGAUGCGGCUGCGCCUCUCACUGCUGGACCACUCGAGUCUGCAGCACGACAUCCGCAGCAGGAUCUGGGACCCGCGCCGGCUCUGCUCGCGCUGGAACUGGCAGAAGCCCCGUCGCAGGGACAACUUCGAGUGUGUCGGCCUCGGCUUCCCGCAGAGUCUGCUGGAUACGCAGCGGUUCCUGCUGGACGGCGCCGUGCUCAUCAAGCUGGAGGUGUUCCUCGAGGACUGAGAGUGUGGUACAGGAUGCUGCAGAAUGCCAAGCGCUGCUGCUUCAGAGGGAAAUGGGCACGAAUAGAUUGGUCAUUAGCAAUGGCACUGAGGGCAGAUGUUUGUGUUUGUUUGAGCAAGACAAAGUGGAUAAUGUUUAACAAGCCAAUGACGAUGCCAUCAUGGAUGUCAAAGUAUAUUGUGCGGUUGCUGUGUAUUGCGAACUGUUAGCUAUCAAGCCAAAACGAGUGGUGUUUGCCUGGAUAUAAAACUUGUGCUUCGCAUUGGUACGCAUAUAUAUUACUGCAUGUCCGUUAUGACUUUUGAAACUAUGGUUUUAUCGAUAGUUGAUGUAUGUAACUUCAAACUACUUAUAAUAAAUAUGUACUUACAUUUCAA
This is a messenger RNA of Amphibalanus amphitrite, 3466 nucleotides long. Its product is annotated as hornerin-like. Bases 393 to 3089 code for a protein of 898 amino acids. The record is from RefSeq and is a predicted model, not a curated record. Lineage: Eukaryota; Metazoa; Arthropoda; Thecostraca; Balanomorpha; Balanidae. Gene Ontology annotation, molecular function: protein binding. The transcript has 6 exons.